AUGAGAGUGACAACACCAGGAGCAACCAAAUGGCAACAUCUCUCCUCAUGCUUCGCUAUAAAUACACCAAAUUCUUCGUCAUUCUUCACCAAUAUUCUGAAAUGGCCAAGCCACAAAAACAAGCCACAAAAACUCACUACUCUUCUAUUCUUUCUAAUGGCUUUUGUGAUGCACUGCCAUUCCCAAGAGCGGAAGGUCCAUGUUGUGUACAUGGGAGAAAUACCAACGGGCGAAAAUCUCAUGGAAUCGACGCCUUACUACAUGCAGUGCUUGGAAAAGGUUCUUGGAAGUCCCGAAGCUGCAAAGGAGUCACUAGUUUACAGUUAUGGUCGGAGUUUUCAUGGAUUUGCAGCGAAACUGUCGGAUGAAGAAGUUGCAAGAUUUUCAGAGAUGAAUGAAGUGGUCUCUGUUCUUCCUGACACCAUGUUUCAACUUCACACAACAAGAUCAUGGGACUUCUUGGGACUAACUGAUGAUCAAUCCCACCAUGUUGGAAGUUCUGGAGGAGAUGUAAUUAUUGGAAUACUAGAUUCAGGAAUCUGGCCAGAAUCAGCUAGCUUUAGAGAUGAAGGAUUUGGUCCUCCACAGGAAAAAUGGAAGGGGACUUGCCAAACUAACAAAAACUUCACCUGUAACAACAAAAUCAUCGGAGCUAGAUACUACAACAGCCUAAAUAUAUAUAUUCCGGGAGACAUAGAUUCUCCAAGGGAUUCGAUAGGACAUGGCAGUCAUACUGCUUCGAUUGCAGGUGGUAGAGAGGUAGAGGGAGCAAGUUACUUCGGCUUAGCUGAGGGGCUUGCAAGGGGUGGAGCUCCUGAUGCAAGAAUCGCCGUGUACAAAGUUUGCUGGUCUGGUGCUGGGUGCUAUUCUGCUGACAUCCUUGCUGCUUUUGAUGAUGCAAUUGCUGAUGGGGUGGACAUCAUAUCACUUUCUAUUGGACAACCUUUUGUAACCCAAUAUUGGGGAGACCCAUCAGCGAUUGGAUAUUUCCAUGCAAUGAAACGUGGGAUAUUGACCUCAGCUUCUGCUGGAAAUUUUGGACCAGAAAGAGCAGCUGUUGAAAAUUACGCACCCUGGUUACUCACUGUGGGAGCCAGCAACAUUGACAGGAAAUUUGUGUCCCACUUGGUCCUUGGAAAUGGACAGAUAUUUAUGGGAUCUUCCAUAAAUAACUUUAACUACAAUGGGACCUUGUAUCGUUUGGUGUGGGGUGGAGAUGCUGCAAACUAUUCUGCCUAUUACAGCCCUCUAUUUUCAACUUCUUGCUAUCAUGGGUCACUGGACUCCAUCAAAGUGCAGGGUAGCAUUGUUCUCUGUGAUGAUCGGUCUGAUGGUUCUGGUGUUAUCAAGGCAAAUGGAGCUGGCAUCAUAAUGCCUAGUCGACCUAUUGAUAAUUUAGCUGCUCCUUUUCCUCUGCCAACCAUAUUCAUCAGCAGAGAAGACAUUGCCAAAGUGCUGGAGUACAUAAGAUCUUCCAAAAAUCCACAAGCUAAUAUAUUGGUAAGUGAGGCAAUAAAGGAUAUCACAGCUCCCUAUGCUGCUGCCUUUUCAUCUAGAGGCCCCAAUCUGAUUGAUCCUGACAUUCUCAAGCCUGAUAUCAUUGCACCGGGUGUGAAUAUCCUUGCUGCUUGGUCUCCCAUUGGAAGCGCUUCAAUUUACAGAGGCGACCCCAGGAGUACCGACUACUUUGUAGACUCUGGAACAUCAAUGUCUUGCCCUCAUGCAAGUGGAGCUGCAGCUUACGUGAAGGCUGCUCACCCAAGUUGGUCUCCUGCAGCAAUCAAAUCUGCAAUCAUGACCACAGCAUACAGCAUGGACCCAAGAAAACAUGAAAAUGAGUGGGAAUUUGCUUAUGGAUCUGGUCUCCUCAACCCUGUGAGGGCUGUGGAUCCUGGGCUGGUCUUCGAUGCAUCUGCCGAAGAUUACAUGGAUUUCCUGUGCAGGCAAGGCUACAACACCGCAACACUAAGACUAGUGAGCGGUGAUCUCAGUGCUUGUCGUCACAGCACCACACUCGGCAGGGGAUGGAAUCUCAACUACCCUUCCUUCUCCCUAGCAAUUGAAGAUGGCCAAAAGAUCAAUGGCAUUUUCACAAGAACAGUAACAAACGUCGGCUCCCCGAACUCAACCUACUACGCCGGUGUCCAAGUACCGGAGUCUCUCUUCGUCACCGUGAAACCAUCCGUUCUUCGAUUCUCAGCUCUAGGAGAGAAGAAAAGCUUCAUUGUGAAGGUUAAAGGAGGACAAAUAAGUCAGGUGCCAAUCAUAUCAGGUUCUAUUACUUGGAUUCAUGGUGUUACUCUUGUUCAUAUCGUCAGAACCCCACUUGUUGUUUACACCGUCCUCCCAUCAACAUUUUCUAACAAUUCCUCCCGUCCAACAACCAAAUCAGCCGCCGCAAAAGCUGCUGCUUCUCAUGAAUAUCCAAAAGGCGGCCGCGGCAUGUUGUGGGGCCCCUAG
This is a messenger RNA of Corylus avellana, 2460 nucleotides long. Lineage: Eukaryota; Viridiplantae; Streptophyta; Magnoliopsida; Fagales; Betulaceae. The record is from RefSeq and is a predicted model, not a curated record.